UUUGUAUUUACGUGUGCACGUACCUACUGUCAACUGUGAACUGUCAGCUGGCAACAGCUUGGUACGAGUAGGCCGGAACAAGAUAGUUAGGAAGGGUGGGAAGUGUCAAAUCCAAGGAUGAAAAUUUGACACAGGCGAGAAAAUUGAUGUUCACGCCGGUACAACCAUUCAACUAACAAGAUAUGAUUUACUUUGAUUGACCUCUCUAAUAAACGUUUUAACGUGGUUAAGGAUUAUGAAUACGAUGGAGUUAAUCAAAAUUCCGAAGGUGGAAAAUGUGCGGAUGCUUGACAAGUACAGCAACAAUCAUUCCUUGGGAACGCUUUACCCAACUGCAACGCAUUUGAUAUUUGUCGACCCAAAUGGGAAAAAACAAAUAUGGGUUUUAUACAUGCAUAUUACCAGUGUAGAUAAGCAGCCGCUGUCAACCACAGGAUCCCCUCUUCAAAUAAAGUGCAAAAACUUUUUGACCGUUACUUUUGUAAUACCGAAGGAACGCGAGUGUCAUGAUAUAUAUCUUACACUAUUAAAAUUGUCAUCACCAGCAAGAUUAGAAGAUCUGUAUUGCUUCAGUUAUCAAGCAAGUAAGGAUGAAUUGCCACAACAUGCCGGCUGGAAUUUUUUUGAUAUUCAGAGUGAAUUUCAAAGAUUAGGUGUUCCAAAUGACGAAUGGUCUUUAUCCUAUCUCAACACAAACUACGAGCUGUGCGAUACGUAUCCAAAGUAUCUUUACGUACCUAGUACAUCAACGAAUAAUGUAUUGUCUGGCAGUGCAAAGUUCAGAAGUAAAGGCCGCUUACCAGUUUUAACAUAUCUUCAUUCUAAUAAGGCUGCGAUAUGUAGAUGCAGUCAGCCGUUAUCUGGUUUCAAUGCACGAUGCCCUGAAGAUGAGCAAAUGUUAUACAACAUACUUUGUACUAAUCCCAAUUCCAAAUACAUGUAUGUGGUUGACACACGACCACGGAUUAACGCAAUGGCAAAUAGAGCCGCAGGCAAAGGCUAUGAAAACGAAAGCUUUUACGAAAAUAUCAAAUUUCAUUUUUUUGGUAUUGAAAAUAUUCAUGUAAUGCGAGCAAGCUUGAAUAAACUAACAGAGUUGCAUAAAAUGACAACAGUGAGCAGUUUUCUGAACGGAUUAGAAAGUAGUGGCUGGUUAAAGCACAUACGUUCCAUGCUGGAGACUGGCUGGUUCAUAGCACGUGCCAUUUCAAACGGAGUUAGUGUUGUAGUUCACUGUAGUGAUGGCUGGGAUCGAACAGCGCAAGUCUGUUCUCUAGCGGCAUUGAUGCUGGAUCCAUUUCACAGAACAAUACAAGGAUUUCAGGCAUUAAUAGAGAAAGACUGGCUAUCGUUUGGUCACAAGUUCAGCAAUCGAUGUGGUCACAUUAGCAGUGAUGGUAAAGAAAUAGCACCAAUAUUCACUCAGUUUAUUGACGCAACAUACCAGCUUUUGAACCAGCAUCCGUAUGCCUUCCAAUUUAACGAAUAUUUCCUGUUGACUCUUCACGAUCACAUUCAUAGUUGUCAAUAUGGAACAUUCGUUGGUAACUGUGAAAAGGAUAGGCAAACACUAAGACUCAGUAACAGAACUUAUUCUUUGUGGGGGCACAUGGCAAAUCAUAUGAACGAAUAUAUCAAUCCGUUGUACUGCUGUAACGGCUAUAAAGAAGAGAGCAACAAUGUUCUGUGGCCUAAGUUGGCGCCACAAAGUAUUUUGUUCUGGAAGGGUUUAUACUGUAGAUUCGAAAAUGGCAUACACUGUAGAGAGACGUAUGAAGAUUUACUUCUAACUAUUCAUGACCACACUAUUGCUUUGGAGGAUCAUGUAAAACUUUUGUAUAAGAGAGUCAAUUUAAUAGGCAAACUAUUAACAUCAAAUGAUGCUCAAAAAAAGGAACGGCAAACACAUUACGAACAUCUGGAUAAUAAAUUCAGCAAAGAAUCUCUGUCGGAGAAGAUAAUAGGAAAUUCUGCUAACGUUCAAGAAUUAAGUAAUAGAACAGAUAUAAGCACAAGCCAAUUAGAGAAAGAAUUGAAAUCCGUUGCUCUGGAUUGGAAAUCUUCUCGUAACAUUGAAGAAUGCGUUUGCUCUACUACGUUUGACACUUUCAACAAAAAGUACCAUUGCUGGUCUUGUGGCAACAUAUUUUGCACAAGGUGCAUGGGAAGACACGGGACAUUAGCUGGUCAAUUAUCACAGCGUGCAGUACCAGUUUGCAAGUCAUGUUCCCAGAAUCCAUCAAGUUCAUCACCAUGUAAUUCUUAGUGUUACUAUUCAACACCGGACCUGACUGCGCACAUUAGUGAAAAUGUAGACACAAUCUAUGGAUUUCCAUUUUGUAUCUAAUUUAUACAGGGAAAUAUCAUUUAUUAUAAUGUGACUAUAAUUAUAUGAGUUCCAUAACUGAUAAGCAUAUGACGUAUCAACUCGAAAUACACUUAUUACAGCACGACAUACAAGUAUCCUGAUUAAAUGGAUAAACCAAAUUCAUUUAAUUUUUAUACGAUUUUUCUUCAACCCAUUCCGGUCCUCAUAUAAUGUGGGAAGAUAAAUUAUGCAACACUAUUUGAAAUUAUACCUACGUAAUCCAAUAUACUAUGGAGAAAUAGGUACAAUAAUUGAAAUACAUUUGUAAAUCGAAUACUUUCUGUUCUUAAUUAAGAGUACACUCAAGGAAAUUUUUUUUCCUUAAUGACAGAACGUGCAAUCACGCGUGACUGUACUUCAAAGAUUGAAUCUCAGUUUUUGUAACUUGAUUGAAGGUGAAAUCUUACAUCAGCUACUUUCGUUAUCAUUCUGUUUGUUACAAAACAGUACUUAGUGAGUGCCAAAAAUAAUCGUAAAGUCAAAUAGAAAUUACAAGUGUAUGCAAUGACAGCCAUGGCUAUUUCACGCCAAGUGGUUGAAUCUUCCCAUCAAAUUGUUCAACGCAUUACUUUUUGAAAGUUAGCUAACGUUAUUUCACGCGAAACAUUUUUACCUGAGAAACCAUUUUUGUAGAGGAUUGAAAAAAACAUCAACGGCUUACAUUAAUCAGUCUGCAAAAUUCACUCGCAUGUAUAUGUGAUAAGAAAAAUCGGCUGGUGCUCACCCUGAAAUUACCAUUUCAUAGUGUUUACAUUUACGAAGCUAUUACCGUUUAUUAACAAAAAUGAAUUACACAAUACUCAUGAGGGAUUCUACAUUGAUGUUGUACUAUGAAAACUGUUUUUGGAUAAUAAAAAUAUAAAACAUUUUACAGCAGGCUGGAUGCUUAUUAAUUUUCCAAUAGCGUAGAUUUAGAGUUAUGAAAAUUGAAAUUCUCAAGUUUCAAUGAGGCAUCUGAUGAAUGACUUUUACACGAAAGUAGAAUCACUUCUUGAAAUGAGCUAUUAGGUCUCAAUUCCUAGUACAAAAUUCCAAUAUGAAAGAAUUCUGUUUAUAUAAUAAUUACAAGAGGCACAGCAUUGUAAUAUAAAAUUAUCCAAAAACAGUUUAAAUUGUUUUUGCUUUGGCUAAUUCAUAUAUGUACAUACGUACAUAUUUCCUAUACUAUGAAGUAAAAAGUAGGUAUAUCCAUUACAUGAGGCUGAAUAAAUAAAUAUUGUAUUAUAGAUUAAGGUUUUUGAAACUAAAUAAUGUGUUGCGCAAUAAAUUAAACUGACUUUCGUGCUAUGCAUAAACAUAUACACAAUAUAUUUACGUCCAUUGGUUUCAGUUUUGUUCCACCUAGAGUUGACAUUUAUAAUAAGGACAACAUGCACAAAGAGACUUAGUAUGUACCAGAUCAGUACUUGUGUGUAUUUGUAUCCAUUUUGAUCAAUUCGUAGUCAAACGUAUUACAGCUUUCAGUACAAGAUCAGUAUUAAAAAUACAUAGGUUCGAUAUAACUUUGUCAAAAUUAACUCCUUACAUUGAGGGUUACUACAAUAUUCUCAAUUUCGAGAUCAUUAACAUCAUUUUUACUCGUAAGGAAUGCCAUUGCUUGUUUCACUACAUACGUAAUACUGAUCAUAUGGUCAAAAUAAUUUUUAGUAAGCAACGUCGACCUCGUCUUCUCACCAAUUACUUGUGUCCUCAUUAUAACACGAAAUUUGGAGACAAAGAUAAUAAAGAUGUAAUAGAAAUUGAUUUCAUUUCAUAAUGAUGGGUGAAGAAAGGUGUAUUGAGAAUUUCACCUCAAAGAUUUACACGCUGCCAAUUAUCACCUAAAUUUCCCAAAAGUUUCAUAAGCUCAUACACGUGAGAUUUAUUGAACUGUAUAAUCCACAUAAAGAUUAGACAGGUGGUAAACCCACAAAAGAUGAUUUUUUCAA
Molecule: messenger RNA, 4296 nt
Organism: Neodiprion virginianus
Lineage: Eukaryota; Metazoa; Arthropoda; Insecta; Hymenoptera; Diprionidae
Gene: Mtmr6
Product: myotubularin-related protein 6
Exons: 13
Coding region: 236-2266 (676 amino acids)
Biological process (GO): dephosphorylation
Molecular function (GO): metal ion binding; phosphatase activity
Source: RefSeq, a predicted model, not a curated record